AUGUCUGACAACAACUCUUCCACUCUGGGCUCCUAUGUCAACCAGGCCACUGGCAUGGCCCAGCGCGCCUUUGGAGCAGUAACUGGUGACUCCUCCACCCAGGCCAAAGGCGAACUCUCCCAAGAACAAGGCGAAAUCCAAAACGCCAACUCCCACACCACCGCCAAGCUAGGCAACAUCACCGCAGACCCGAACACCGGCGCCGUCGCCAAGGACAGCAGCAAACGCUCCGACGGUUCCUGGGACCAGACCAUCGGUUCCGCGAAGGAAGCCAUCGGCAACGCUAUUGGCAACGAGAACCUGCGCCAGGCGGGCGUUCAGCAGAACGCCGCUGGCAAGGAGCAGGAGGCCAAGGGCCAGUUGAAGGAUUGGGGCGAGGGUAUCCAGGACCGGGCUCAGGGACACCUUGGUGCCGUUGGUGCGGCUAUUACUGGUGAUCGGGAGGAGCAGAAGAAGUUUGAGGAGAUGCAUGAUGAGGGCAAGGUUCGUCAGCGUGGAGCUGAGGCUGAUAUGGCCAAGCGUCAGGGGGCUUAA
Molecule: messenger RNA, 534 nt
Organism: Penicillium cataractarum
Lineage: Eukaryota; Fungi; Ascomycota; Eurotiomycetes; Eurotiales; Aspergillaceae
Exons: 2
Coding region: 1-534 (177 amino acids)
Source: RefSeq, a predicted model, not a curated record